Messenger RNA from Sceloporus undulatus (fence lizard), 945 nucleotides. RefSeq names its product olfactory receptor 6B1-like. The transcript has a single exon. Gene Ontology annotation, molecular function: G protein-coupled receptor activity; olfactory receptor activity. The record is from RefSeq and is a predicted model, not a curated record. Lineage: Eukaryota; Metazoa; Chordata; Lepidosauria; Squamata; Phrynosomatidae. The coding region runs from base 1 to 945 and encodes 314 amino acids. Gene Ontology annotation, biological process: G protein-coupled receptor signaling pathway. Gene Ontology annotation, cellular component: membrane.
AUGCAGCUGGCAAACUGGACAGAGGUGUCUGAUUUCAUCUUGAUAGGUUUUCCUGGAGGCCUGAAGCUACAGCUCUCACUAUUUACAGUUUUUCUGGUUGCUUAUGUACUGACAAUAAUGGAGAAUGUGCUGAUCAUUGUAUUGAUCUGGCUGAAUGUCAAGCUUCAUAAGCCUAUGUACCUCUUUCUGAGUAACCUUUCUUUCCUGGAGAUCUGGUAUGUGUCUGUCACUGUCCCAAGGAUGCUUAUUGGCUUUGUGACAGAAAAGAAGGAUAUCUCUUUUACUGGUUGCAUGGCUCAGCUGUACUUUUUCAUUGCUCUGGCAUGCACUGAGUGUGUCCUAUUAGCUGUUAUGGCCUAUGAUCGCUAUGUUGCCAUCUGCAAACCACUGCAUUACCCUGUCAUCAUGAGUCAUGACUUCUGCAUCCGCUUAGCAGGAGGCUCCUGGAUAAGUGGCUUUUUUGUAGCUGUGGGGAAGAUGGUUUUCAUCUCACGUCUGAGAUAUUGUGGCUCCAACAUCAUAAACCACUUCUUUUGUGACAUUUCUCCGCUUCUCAAUCUGGCCUGCACUGACAUGUCACUGGCUGAGUUGAUUGAUUUCAUUCUUGCCUUACUCAUUCUCAUUGGUCCACUUUCUGUAACAAUUGCUUCCUACUUCUACAUAAUUUCAACAGUGCUGCGCAUCCCUUCAGUCAAAGGAAAGCACAAAGCCUUCUCCACAUGUGCCUCACACCUCCUGGUUGUGACUAUUUUCUAUUCUGCCACCAUUUUCAUCUAUGCACGGCCACGGGCUCUCAACUCCUUUAACUCAAACAAACUGGUAUCUGUUGUCUACACAGUUUUUACACCACUUCUUAAUCCAGUUAUCUACUGCCUGAGGAAUCGGGAAUUCAAAGAUACCCUCAGCAGAAUAGCACACAGAGUUUCUUCAAGUAACAUGGAGUAA